CCUCUUCUCCAUGUAGUUGAAGGCGACAUCUUGGAACCGGGCAUUACUUGGGGCGUUUGCGUUAACUCCGUUUUGGAAUUCCCGAGAUACGAACCGUAGCUUUUUCCUCCUCCUUUCUAGUGUUAUGUAACAAACUGGAGAGGGUGGGGAUAUGCCUUUAGGUUUACUGCGUUUGCACAGAGGAAUCCUUCCUGUCGCUUCGUGCUGGAAGGAUUGGGAACAUUUAUGUGCAAUGAACUAUUUGCUGCCUUUUUCUGUUUUGCUAAUGGGACUGUUGCCAACGAGAACUAUGGCUUGGACCUCAACUGGGAAGACGCAUGCUGAACUGAUCAACAAUCUGUAUAAAAAUGGUGUGAUUAAAUCUCAAAAUGUUUAUGAUGCGAUGCUGGCUACCGAUAGAGCCCACUAUACCAAUUAUUAUCCAUAUAUGGAUUCUCCUCAAUCAAUUGGAUACAAGGCUACCAUCAGUGCACCUCACAUGCAUGCUCACGCCCUUGAGUUACUGAAGGACCAGCUAGUGGAAGGAGCGAAGGCAUUAGAUGUAGGAUCAGGAAGUGGCUAUCUCACUGCUUGUUUUGCUAGGAUGGUGGGGUCCACAGGCAAGGCAAUAGGUAUUGAGCACAUAGAAGAAUUGGUUCAUGAAUCCCUUGGGAAUGUCAGAAAAGAUGAUCCAAACUUGCUUAGUUCUGGACGAGUGAAACUUUUAGUUGGGGAUGGUAGGAAUGGAUAUCCUGAAGAAGCCCCAUAUGAUGCCAUCCAUGUUGGAGCAGCUGCACCCACUGUGCCAAUGGAGUUGCUGAAUGAACUGAAACCUGGAGGAAGACUGAUUUUGCCAGUAGGGCCAGAAAAUGGAAAUCAGGUUAUGAUGCAAUUUGACAAAACUAUGGAUGGCGAGAUUGUGGAAAAGCAGCUGAUGGGUGUGAUAUAUGUUCCUCUGACAGACAAAGAAAAACAGUGGCCUCGGGGUGAACUUUAAAAGAUUUAAAUAGCUUAUAAAGGACCUUUUGAAAAUCUAUGAACUAUAUUUGGAAAAAUUGAUAUUUGCAGUACAGUAUAUAUGCAUGCUGAUUUAUCCUCUUUGAAAGUAACAUUUGACCUGUACUUUUAAGAACUUGGAUGGAAUUUGGAAACAAAGCAAGGCAAAUUGGGUGAUUCAGGAAUAGCAACACAUUUCACAAUUAUCAAUAAAUCUUGUGUGUACCAAUGUAGAAUAAACAAUGGAGCCACUUUCUGUGACUUUUAUAAAUAUGAUAAGAAAUGGUUUAUUUGUGAUUUAAUAUUUGGAAAGUAUUUUUCAUAUAUCCUGUUAAUGCAGAAAACAGUAACCAUCUUGCCUGAUAAUAUUGGAUCUGGUUUUAGAUACAGCAAAACAAGUCCUGACCAAAAGUGAAUAACUGUACUUAAUGAUCUACUUUUCUGUGAUCUAUACAUAAUUUUAGCUGAAGUUAUACUGAACACCUGAAGGCACUUUGUGCCCCAAAGCAAAAGUAUAACUUAUAAUGAUUAAAAGCUCAGUAGACAAAUAUUUCCUUGAGACUUAAAGAUCAAUAACUGAUGCCUAUAACUAAGAUAUUUUGGGUGAACCAAUAAAAACCAAGGGUUGAACUUGAUGACCUAAAUGGCUCCUUCUAUGAUUCUGUGUAGAUAUAAAUAAAUUCUAGUAUUUCUGUAUUCCCAAUUCUUUGACAAGAAAGAAUUAGGUAUUCUUUUUACCCAUAAACUAGGCUGUUGAAAGGAAAAAUGGGAGUAGGAAAUGAAGAAGAUUUUUGUAUAAUGUGACUGCAAUCUCAGUUAUGAUAUUGACAAUAAAUUCUGUUCACAAUC
This is a messenger RNA of Protobothrops mucrosquamatus (brown spotted pit viper), 1824 nucleotides long. RefSeq names its product protein-L-isoaspartate(D-aspartate) O-methyltransferase. The transcript has 9 exons. Bases 152 to 976 code for a protein of 274 amino acids. Gene Ontology annotation, cellular component: cytoplasm. Gene Ontology annotation, biological process: protein modification process. The record is from RefSeq and is a predicted model, not a curated record. Lineage: Eukaryota; Metazoa; Chordata; Lepidosauria; Squamata; Viperidae. Gene Ontology annotation, molecular function: protein-L-isoaspartate (D-aspartate) O-methyltransferase activity.